GGCGGUCAACAGCGGUCAAGCAAUCAGCUGUGUUGUGCGAUUCAAUUUGGGCAUUAGUAGUUACGACAACAAUAAAUCGCAAUUGAGAAGGAUGAGUGAGGCCGGCACCAACGCGGAUGCAGUGGCGGCCGAGAAGGAGCGCAAGUUCCGCAUCCAGGCCGCCGCCUUUCUGGGUUUGGUGGGCGGAGUGUCCGCUCUGUUCGGCUUCUCGCGCACGCUGGCCACCGCUAAGAAGACGGAUAGCAAGGUCCUACAGCAGGCUGGAACGCGGCAAGGCAUGAUCCUGAUGGACGAGGGCGCCACCCUGGCCCUGCGGGCACUGGGCUGGGGCACACUGUACGCCGUGAUGGGCACCGGUGCCUUCUGCUACGGCUUCUGGAAGCUAUCCGGAGCCAAGGAUUUCCAGGAGUUCCGCCUUAAGAUGGGCCAUGCACUGCCAAGGAUUACCAAGGACGAACCACCAGCCAGCCGCACCGAUUUCGAGAGUCUCACGGACCUCAUGAAAUACCUGGCAGCCUGGAACAAGGAAUAAGCAGCUCACAAAUAACACACAAUUUAAAGUAAACCUAACGCCUAAGUAGACCAGAACAUAAAACUAAACCUUUGUUAACUUCAGUUUACAUUCAGCCAAUGUUUUCAAGGCGCUUGACCGGUUUUCAUUUCUUUCUGUCAGAUUUAAAGGCAGUCGUCAUAAGAAGUGCAACUUAUGGAGUUAUAUAUUAGGGUAGGAAUAAAUAUAAGCCAAAAGCAAACUGUCUUACAA
This is a messenger RNA of Drosophila sechellia, 763 nucleotides long. RefSeq names its product transmembrane protein 242. Bases 92 to 532 code for a protein of 146 amino acids. Lineage: Eukaryota; Metazoa; Arthropoda; Insecta; Diptera; Drosophilidae. The transcript has 3 exons. The record is from RefSeq and is a predicted model, not a curated record.